Molecule: messenger RNA, 531 nt
Organism: Letharia lupina
Lineage: Eukaryota; Fungi; Ascomycota; Lecanoromycetes; Lecanorales; Parmeliaceae
Exons: 2
Coding region: 1-531 (176 amino acids)
Source: RefSeq, a predicted model, not a curated record
AUGACCACUAAAGCGGAUGCCGGUUGCAGCAGAUCCGCGUAUGCGCCAAAGUACAUAUACCCUUCACUGCGUCCUGCGCUGCGGUGGUCUCAAUCUACGAACGAGACGAUACCGUCAUCACCAGCCAACGCGACGAACGCCGGCCUGGGCGCAUGGCCCGAUACUCCCUUUAAUAGGCACCUCGGCUGGGACACCGGCAUCGAAAUCAUCAGCUGCACACCCGCUUCCCCUUCAGACCCUACUUCCGAAAUGGGUGUUCUCGAAGGAAUCAGCAUCAUUGGCGCGAAAGCUCGCUCCCAGAGUCGCCUGGCUCUCAUUGAAAACUUCCACGAGGACAGUGGCCCCGUGACGUUUGAUUUCCAUGCAACAGAAGAUCUUUUUCGCGGAUCAGACGUUGGCAAGAUUCUCGAUGUACUCUGGGAGAUGACAAACCAGUAUGGAAAGGGCGGAGUCUAUGGAUGUCUUGUCGUGGAGGAUAUCCACACUGCAUAUUUCAAUCUUGCACUCAAGAGAGUGGCUGUGGCGAAGUGA